AUGACCUUCGGCCGUCUACGCUGUCCUCUGCUAUUCCAGUACACAUUGGAAGGACAACCAUUAGAAAGGGUGUUUUCCAUCAAGGAUUUGGGUGUUACCUUUAGUGCUGAUCUAUCCUUUCAUGAACAUGUUUAUGAUCUCUGCAAACGAUCUCACAGGCUAUUGGGAUACAUCUUUAGAUCUACUCGUGGAAUGACAAGCCCUGUUGUUUUAAAAACACUAUAUUCUUCCUUUGUACGCCAACUCCUGGAGUAUGCCAGCCCAGUUUGGUCCCCUUACCAAGUUGGUUUGACUGACGAGCUUGAUGCUGUGCAGAGGAAAUUCCUAAGGUUGGUAGGAGUACGACAGGGGCUUCGUUGGACGGAGGUUCCACUUGCUGAUCUCCAGGCUGACCUCCAUCUCCAUGAUCUUCAAGUCAGACGUGAAGUGGCAGAUGUAGUAUUUCUCGUCAAGCUGAUCAAUGGCCUGUUGGACUGCCCAAUGCUUCUCACUCACGUGGACUUCCGCACUCCAUCAGUGACCCGAUCUCUGGAUCUGUUCGGCAGGAGGCAUCAUGCACGUGGUUACGACUUUCACAGCCCACUUGCAAGAAUGAUGAGGCUUGGGCAUCGAUUCUGCCACACAGUCGACUUUUUCCACGAGAAUACUUCCUCUGUAGUCGACUCAGUCGGUAAUGCCAUGGGCUUCGGGUCCAAGGCAGCGAUGCCGUGGGCUGAGAUCCUGGUACCUGCCGCUACAUUUAUCAGUUCAGUCUCAGAGUAA
Messenger RNA from Macrosteles quadrilineatus (aster leafhopper), 762 nucleotides. RefSeq lists its product as uncharacterized. The coding region runs from base 1 to 762 and encodes 253 amino acids. The record is from RefSeq and is a predicted model, not a curated record. NCBI's taxonomy places the organism in Eukaryota, Metazoa, Arthropoda, Insecta, Hemiptera, Cicadellidae. The transcript has 2 exons.